Molecule: messenger RNA, 2142 nt
Organism: Dermochelys coriacea (leatherback sea turtle)
Lineage: Eukaryota; Metazoa; Chordata; Testudines; Dermochelyidae
Gene: RASGEF1C
Product: RasGEF domain family member 1C
Exons: 14
Coding region: 175-1593 (472 amino acids)
Biological process (GO): Ras protein signal transduction; positive regulation of GTPase activity
Cellular component (GO): plasma membrane
Molecular function (GO): guanyl-nucleotide exchange factor activity
Source: RefSeq, a predicted model, not a curated record
GCAGCCACUCGGCUGCGAGCGGGUCCCUCGGCGGCGGUGGAGGGGAGCUGCGCCGCGGGGCGCUCGGCCGGGGGCUGGGGAGCGCGGGCAGCCGAGCUCCGGGGAUUUAGCCGGCGCGGGGCUGUCUCCGAUGGGCUGGAGCCGGGGGAGGACGCGUGCGGAGCUCCGGGAGGCAUGCCCCAAACCCUGAGUUCUAUCAGUAUGUUCACCCCUUGUGGCUUCAGUCCUCAUCUGCACUCAGCAAAAGAAGAUGAUCAAGGAGGACUGAUCUUCCAGGAUGGAAACCUUGCCUCCGCAUCUCUUGAUGCUUUGAUCCAACAUCUUAUACCUACAACUGAUUACUACCCUGAAAAGGCCUAUAUCUUUACAUUCCUGCUGAGUUCAAGACUCUUCAUUGAACCUCAUGAACUUUUGUCCCGAGUUUGUCACAAGUGCGUUGAGCAGCAGCGACUGGACGACCCGGUGCUGGAUAAGGCGCGGAUCAGAAAAUUUGGGCCUAAACUCCUACAGUUGUUGACAGAAUGGACAGAAACGUUCCCCUAUGAUUUUCAGGAAGAGCGGAUGAUUGGCCAUUUGAAAGACAUGAUUGACAGGAUAGCCCCUUGUGACGAGGCCUAUUGGAAAAGGAUGAAUCAGCUUUUGCAAGCCCUGAAUCAGAAGCUUGCAACCCUUAGCCAUGGGCAAGAAGGAAUAGUCAAGAUCAAUGCUGCUGUCUCUGACAAGCUGGUUGCCUUUAAAAGUAAACCGCCAUCAAUUCAGAGAGAAAUCCUGACCGUCUGUAGCGACCCCUACACUCUGGCUCAGCAGCUAACACAUGUGGAAUUGGAAAGGCUAAGUCACAUUGGGCCUGAAGAAUUUGUGCAGGCGUUUGUACACAAAGACUCUUUGGACAGUACCAAGUCUUGUUUCAAUGAGCAAAAAAAGACUAGUAACCUUGAGGCCUAUGUGAAAUGGUUCAAUAGACUCUGCUAUCUUGUGGCAACAGAAAUUUGCAUGCCUGCGAAAAAGAAACAGCGAGCACAAGUCAUAGAGUUCUUCAUUGAUGUUGCCCGAGAGUGCUUUAACAUAGGGAAUUUUAAUUCACUGAUGGCAAUCAUAUCUGGGAUGAACAUGAGCCCCGUCUCCAGGUUAAAGAAGACCUGGUCAAAAGUGAAAACAGCCAAAUUUUUUAUUCUAGAGCAUCAGAUGGACCCUACUGGUAAUUUUUAUAACUACAGAACUGCGUUGCGAGGGGCUGCCCACCGAUCCCUCACUGCACACAGCAACAGGGAGAAGAUUGUGAUCCCUUUCUUCAGCCUAUUGAUCAAAGACAUUUACUUUUUGAAUGAAGGAUGUGCUAAUCGCCUUCCGAAUGGGCACGUCAACUUUGAAAAAUUCCUGGAACUGGCUAAACAAGUAGGCGAGUUUAUAACAUGGAAGCAAGUGGAAUGCCCAUUUGAACAAGACCAUAACAUCAUCCACUACUUGCAUACAGCUCCCAUCUUUACUGAAGAUGGUUUGUAUCUGGCUUCCUAUGAAAGUGAAAGCCCGGAGAACCAAAUUGAAAAAGAGAGAUGGAAAUCCUUAAGGUCUACUAUUUUAGGAAAGACUUGAAGACUCAGAUUAUUGCAGUACGGCAAGAAAAAAAUCAGCAAAAAUAUUUUGCACUACUGAUUCCAAAGAUGCCUAUUUGGGAUUUAGUUUUUAUUUUUCUUCCUUUUUAUUUUUGGACUGCUUAAUGUGAUGAACUGGAUUCAUCCAUUGAAAUUAACAGAAUUGACUUACCAUAUGCACAGUUAUGCUUUUCUAAUAACUCAAGAGAGGAAGGACAACAGAUAAUUUGUGGCCAUCCCAAAACUAUGUCAGUAUCACUGUAACCUUGUCUCAGAAGGAAACAAAACAAGAGCAAGGAGAGUCAUGGUGCUGCAACAGAGAAUGGUUGUCACUGGAAAACUAAAGACGCAGCGUGCACAUUUCAGAAGCAGGUGCUUAAAACAGCAGUGCCCUAAAUCCUUUCUGAGUAUUGUAAAAUCAAAUUUUGUCAAAUGCAACAGCAAUCUGGUUAAUUGCUAAGGAAGGAAAGAAGGAUUUUACUUUACAUCAGCAGCCUCCUGCCUUGUUGAACAAUGCACUGAUUUCAGCAAAGAUAAGCUGCCCAUGGAU